UUGAUUCUAGAACAGGAGAGUGGAAGGGAGAAGUGAAAACGUCCACUAGCCACUGGUCUGGGUCAAUAAUGGCUAAUGUUACACUUCGGAUAGUGAGUGGUGAAAUAGAAUGCGGGAUUAGUUGGUUGUUUGCCAUGUACAAGGCCACAGCUGACUGAGUGACAUCUCAAUCAGCCAUGAAAAAGUCAUGCAACAAAUUUUUCAGACCACACAGGGGUAAACUCAGCUGAUCCCCCACAUUUUGGACAACCAGUGCUGCAUUCAGGCAAGAUGUCUGAACUAUGACCAUGGAACUGCUACACACGACAGAGUUUAAGGCCUUCAACACGGUCAGAAAACAUGACCUGCUCUGAUCUGAUCUGAUCUAGAGCUACAAUAAGUCCAGAACAAAAGCUCUGCAUAACCUCACGGUAAGGAGAAGCGAGUAAUAAUAGUUAUUUAACGAUAAACUUCCCCUCCAAUAGUGAAACGUGUGGUAACGUACGGAAAAAACCCCAAGAUCACUAUUAAACUUCACCAACAUUUAUCAAGCAUAGCGGUCAGAUGAAGUUUAAAACAAUAGUUUUACUAAGCUCCCCGUGACUUAAAUGCGUCAUUGGGAGUAUAGUUUUGCUGUCCGAAACACGCCUAAGCGUCCAGACCACCGGAGGGUGGGAGGUGGCCAGGCAUCGGUUUAUUGAGGAGUCCGCCGGGGUUGUCUGAAGGCAGCAUCUUUCCAUACCAACAAAGACGUGUCACAAGGCAUGUAUUUGUCGGAGCGGAUGCCAUGGGACCCGACGCGGUGGUUUGGUUGGUGACAGAGCUGACAGCAGCCCCCGGGAGCGGAGACGCGCAGUAGGGAGCACAAGCUCGCUUGUUGUAGCAACGGUUGCUAAGGGGAGGGAGUUAAAGGUCCCUCAUAUGGACGCGUGCUUCACCUUGACAGGAUUCAUCAUCUGUUCUCAGAAUUUGCAUGAAUGGAGAGGUCAUAUCGGAACGAAGCUACGUGGAGUUUAUCGCCAAACUCCGAGUGCUCGCCUGUCUCUGAGCUUUCCAGCUGCCUGUGGAGACUUCUGCGACAAGACAGUUCGACCCCCAAAAGACGUCUUGCGCUGACUCCGGAGAGAGGCCAUCCCCCAGAGCACGAGACGCCAACAGGUCCAGUAAACAGGUGGAAUCAAAGCAAAAUCUCAUCACCUGCAUCGUCCUCCCCGAAAAUGUGUCACAGACCAGGAGAUGCAGAAGAAUCUCUGGAUGACAAGGAAAAUUUAAGUGCACGGAAACGCGUGCGGGUGAGGCUGUUCAGCAAAUCCAGUCCUGACGAUGAGGAUGAGGCUGUCAGUAGCAGUAAGAGACAUCAUGGCUCUCCAGAAGAGGGUGCCAGUUACCAUGGUGAUCUGGAGACACUUGAUACAGCGACAUUGAUGCUAUUCCGGAGACUGCGGUCCAGAGGAAGGUCUCUGCACACGCCCAUCCCUGACAUUGCCGUCAUGGACCAGCAUCUCAUCGGAGACUUCAGUAAGCAACAUGUGCUUCCUGUUGAGAGGGUGGAACACCGGGACCUUCACUGUGUUUCGUCUGAGACUGUGGCAGCUCUGAUCAGGGGUCAGUUCAGCGAUGUAGUAGAAGACUUCCUGAUAAUAGACUGCCGUUAUCCGUACGAAUACAAUGGGGGCCACAUCAAGGGAGCCGUGAAUCUGUACACUGAGUCUCAGAUCCAGCAGGCCUUCCUCCAGGCCUCAGCAGGGCAGGUACAGAUUAAUGAGGAGGCAUCAUCACCGUCAUCUUCACCGUCAUCUUCAUCGUCAUCAUCACAAUCACUGCGGAAACUGUUAGUGUUUCACUGCGAGUUUUCGUCUGAGAGAGGACCACGGCUUGCUCAUUAUCUGCGGGGGCUGGACCGUGCGCUGAACGCUCUGCUCUACCCUGUCCUGCUCUACCCUGAGGUGUACCUGCUACAGGGCGGAUACAACAGCUUCUAUACUCAGUGCCCGGAGCUGUGUGUGCCUCGUGGCUACGUCCACAUGCAUCACGGGGAGUUCAGAGAGCAGCUUCGUCGAUUCAGCAGGAAGAGGCAUCCUCACCACCGCCGACGACCAAUCAGGACGCAGCAGAGGACAGCACGCUUUUAACCUGGAUAAAGAGCUGGCCUCCUUAGUCAUCAUAUUACAAACUAUUCUAUAGGCUAUGGGCUGUACAGCUGUUGUGCACUGUAUCGCUGUUGACCCACCUCAGUAAUAAAGCCAGACAUUAAUUUU
This is a messenger RNA of Electrophorus electricus (electric eel), 2237 nucleotides long. RefSeq names its product cell division cycle 25 homolog d (gene cdc25d). Gene Ontology annotation, biological process: positive regulation of G2/M transition of mitotic cell cycle; protein dephosphorylation; G2/M transition of mitotic cell cycle. The record is from RefSeq and is a predicted model, not a curated record. Gene Ontology annotation, molecular function: protein tyrosine phosphatase activity. Lineage: Eukaryota; Metazoa; Chordata; Actinopteri; Gymnotiformes; Gymnotidae. Gene Ontology annotation, cellular component: cytoplasm; nucleus.